This is a messenger RNA of Osmerus eperlanus (European smelt), 1588 nucleotides long. RefSeq names its product forkhead box E3 (gene foxe3). The transcript has a single exon. The record is from RefSeq and is a predicted model, not a curated record. NCBI's taxonomy places the organism in Eukaryota, Metazoa, Chordata, Actinopteri, Osmeriformes, Osmeridae. Gene Ontology annotation, biological process: cell differentiation; regulation of transcription by RNA polymerase II; anatomical structure morphogenesis. Gene Ontology annotation, molecular function: RNA polymerase II cis-regulatory region sequence-specific DNA binding; DNA-binding transcription factor activity, RNA polymerase II-specific. The coding region runs from base 1 to 1263 and encodes 420 amino acids.
AUGAAUCUUGCUAAUUAUUCUUACUUCUCGGGCAUGUGUAACAUGACGGCAGAGUCUCAGCUCUCUCCGGCCGAGGCGGCCAGUCCUGUUGUCAUGUCUCCCAAUGUGAGUUUGGACUCUCCCUUACCUCCACCUCCGUUGAUGCUACAGCCCCGGACAAAAGACGGGGUUUUGAUCAAGUCCGAGCCUCGGGGAAGCAGUCCGAACACGGACAGGGAAGAGGGGGCCGCUCUGGGUCAAACGGAGGAGCACCUGCCGACGGGGAGCCGCCGGAGAAAGAGGCCUGUCCAGAGAGGGAAACCGCCGUACAGCUAUAUCGCUCUCAUUGCCAUGGCAAUUGCUAACUCGCCCGAAAGAAAGUUGACGCUCGGUGGUAUUUAUAAGUUCAUCAUGGAACGUUUUCCAUUUUACCGAGAAAAUUCCAAGAAAUGGCAAAAUUCGAUACGCCACAACCUUACACUAAAUGACUGUUUCGUCAAGAUUCCUAGGGAGCCCGGGAGGCCUGGUAAGGGCAACUAUUGGACACUGGACCCAGCUGCUGAAGACAUGUUCGAUAACGGCAGUUUCCUGCGCAGAAGAAAACGAUUCAAGCGCACUGAUGUGAGCACCUACCCCGGGUACAUGCAGAGCUCCAGUGCUUUUACCCCGACCCCAAUGGGCAGGCCUUCAUACCCCAACACGCUGUAUCCUGGAAUAGGAUCAAGCUACGGCUCCCAGCUUGCAGGGUCCCCUCACCCCGCCAUGCUGCAUCAUUACCAGACCUCAGCCGGGGUCGCGCAAGGACAGCCACGGAUGUUCAGCAUCGAUAACAUUAUCAGCCAGCAGUCGGUGAUGCAAGGCGGCCCUGGCGGCGAGCUCAAUCCGCAGGCUCUGGGGUUGGGGAGCGGAGACUUGGGAGCCAUGUCUGCAAGCUGCUCGGUCACCGGUACCGACCCAUCUGCUUGCUUCCAGACGCAAAUGAACCCCUCAGCAAAUGUACUGAGCAGGGGCAGUGGGUCUCUCCCCUCGAACCUCACCUCUGGAUAUCCGUACCCCUCCUCGGCCUCCCCUCCCCACCUCCCCUCUAUGGCGCAGUCCAGUUUUUCUCCAGGUAACUCUCAGGUGUACUGUGCAGGAAACCGGUUGCCUCUGCCGGCUGUGCGCUCGGGGUCUUGCGCCGAACAUUCGGACCAACUUCUGGGUCUGUCCAGUCCGAUGAACUCUUACAACAACUCAUACAUGAGACAAGCCAACUUUGCGUCAGGACUAGAGCGAUACAUGUGAAAACCAAACACGAAUAGUCUCAAAUCCAUCUGAAACCAGUUUCACUGUUUAAAAUGCAACUACAUUCCAUUAUCUCUGUGCUUUGGUUCGUUUUGUUUGGUCAGUUACAAGUUUUAGUUGUUUUAAUUCAGCCUAUUACCUGUGUUAAUUUUUGUUCCAGGAUUCCGUCACUAAAAACAACUUUAAUUUGUAGCCUGGCUAAUAGCAUACUGAACCUACAGCUUUCCAACACUAGGCCAACAGUACACUGUGCAAUGUAAAUAUUUUGUUUGUUGCUGUUGUUUUUGAAUUAAUUUUGCAUAGCCUACAUGCAUAAUUAAAUAUU